CUGCAGAGCGGCUCGAACUGACAAGCGCUCCCAGUUUCCCACAAACCCAGACCCGUGCGUGAGAAGCAGGGCAACGAACGAAACUGCUAGCACACCGUCGCCACGCCGCCUCCCAGUUCCGUUCCGGCUCUCCCUUGCCGUCGGCCCGCCGCCCGCCCGUAGCCCCUUCCCUUGCCGCCCCCCUCCUCUCUUCGCUCACCUACCCACCCCUUGAUCUCGCGUCGAUUCUUGCAAGUUGGAAGCAGUGCCAAAUCUCGAUCCGCCCCACGGCCAGCUUCACCAUCGCCGGCGGCUGGACCCUCCAGCCCUCGACGCCUCUCCAAGCUGCAGCCGCGUCUCCAGCCGCGUCCCCAUCGUCUGGUUCCGCAAAGCAAGGAAUUGCACAGCCUCAACAUCUACAGUCAUGUGGAUUCAUACUUCUUUGGAGGGCAAUGCUCACGAAUUUACCAAACUACCUGGUUAUCAGGGAGUGGACCGUCCUGUUUCAGAAUCCUAGAUCCGCCACUUGGACAUGGCAGAUACCAAGCUGGGAGCGACCGCCAUGGCGCAGUGUCAAGAGGGUUCGGCGGAGGAGGGGCAGGAGCAUCGCCUGCGGGCGGCGCUGCGCCACCUGCAGGCGGAGUCCGGAGUGCUCGAGCGCCUCAUCUACAAGCACCGGAACCAGCACCGUGGCGCCGCCUACUUCCAGUACCUCCUCAAGGUGCGGAGGGACAUGAAGCUACUUCUCAGUGCCAAUCUCGCGGAGGUCAUCAACGCGGUGUUCCCGGUCAUCACCUGUCAUAAGCCGGCCAACACUAUUCUUGUUCCGAACAGGCAGGGUAAGAGGAAGCCUGGUGCAAACCAUAGCCAUUAUAAGAGGCUUUUGGGGGUUGCCCGUUUGCUGUCCCAGAUGGCUGAACCUGUUAUGAAGGGAGCAGUUCAGAUCAGCUUUUUACUUGCUAGAUCUUUUUUUGUAGAACUUUGCACUGCAGUGCUUGCUUUGCUUGCAAGAGUGAGGGUCCUGACCCAACAGAUGUUACUUGAUGUUGUAUCAGUGCACAACAAGGUUACUGAUCUUACGGAUAAAAAGCAGGCUGUUAAGAUCAGUAUUGAUAAAGUACAGGCUUUCAGAGAGUACUACCCCUCGAGCAAUGAUCCCAAUACUAUCCUGGAGUGUGUAUGGGUGAAAGAUAAAUUUGUUUUGCAUGAAAAGACCAAAGCUAGCAGUCAGAAAACCCAAGAUGAGGGUCUGAAGUGCACUCCGGAUUCAUCAAUCAAGUAUGAGACCAUUGGACUUGUUAGUGAAGAUGUGACAUUAUCAGAGAUGGAAAGCCUUGAUGGAGCAAACACCCCAGCCAAGCAACAACAUGAUGCUUCUCUGUCUGACCAACCAGAUAAAGCCACCCGUUGCGGCGACGCUGGAGAUUCUCACAGUGGGAGGCGACUACCAAAUGAUCAAAACACUCCGGGCUCUCUUGUUAGCACGCCCGGUGCUGCGCCGGCACCACGCAGAGAUGUCAAGCCCGAUACGAGGAAGAGAGUGGCGUUCAUUGCGGUGGGGAAAACAAAAGUCACGGUGACACCGCCUGAAACAUCAUCAUCCGUAGCUGCCAAGAAGCAAAGAGUGGACACGAUUCCACGGACCACCGCAGGAUAGAUCCUGCUUUGUAACUCUUGAAAGAACAACCGGCAUUGGUGAAGCGAAUAAAGGGCUAAUACAUAUGCACACCUUAGUAGUA
This is a messenger RNA of Triticum aestivum (bread wheat), 1718 nucleotides long. RefSeq lists its product as uncharacterized. The transcript is spliced from 10 exons. The coding region runs from base 512 to 1636 and encodes 374 amino acids. NCBI's taxonomy places the organism in Eukaryota, Viridiplantae, Streptophyta, Magnoliopsida, Poales, Poaceae. The record is from RefSeq and is a predicted model, not a curated record.